Molecule: messenger RNA, 294 nt
Organism: Loa loa (African eye worm)
Lineage: Eukaryota; Metazoa; Nematoda; Chromadorea; Rhabditida; Onchocercidae
Exons: 2
Source: RefSeq, a predicted model, not a curated record
AUGGCAAUGUGUGAAGGCUGGGGACAUAUGAACAAGAAUAAUAAAGUUGCAAACAAAGAAGGACUUGUUACGUUUCCACGUGGUUCAGAGAAUGAGCAAUAUGCUAUACGAUUGGCACUUAUUGGACAUUUGUAUCAAGUUUUUGCCACAUUUGAUGCUGAACCAAUCCGUUCAAAACAACCAGUUUCGCCAUUUGCUGUGCAAGAGGAUAAGGCACUAGAUGAUGUACUACUGCGUCUUUACAGUAUUGCCCGUCCCGAACAACCGCUAUCCUCAAUGGUUGCACUAAAAAAG